This is a messenger RNA of Leptinotarsa decemlineata (Colorado potato beetle), 6323 nucleotides long. RefSeq names its product bridge-like lipid transfer protein family member hobbit (gene hob). The record is from RefSeq and is a predicted model, not a curated record. NCBI's taxonomy places the organism in Eukaryota, Metazoa, Arthropoda, Insecta, Coleoptera, Chrysomelidae.
AAUAACCUCAAUACUUGAUUUGAAUAAAUGUUUAUAUCCAAUGUUUUCAUUUUGUCACUAAUGGAAAAAUGGGUGGUUUCAUAAUAUUUCUGAUUAUAAUAUGUGUUCUUUUUUUAACUGUGUCAUGGAUCCUCCCUAUGAUUAUCUCUUGGCAUUUUCAGAGAAAAUAUGACGUUUCUCUGAAAAUUAAAAAAAUAGGCAUGCCUUACCUAAAAUUAUGUGAUAUUAGCCUUUCCAAAAAUGGUUUCAGUAUUCAUGUGGAUGAAAUCAGCAUCAAAAGCAGUUUUCUGAAUUCUGAAUUAACAAAGCUGGUAACUUUGGUGGUUAGAGAUGUAAGAAUAAACAAAGAUUUGAGCUCAAAAAAUGUGGAUGAAUCAACAAAAUAUUCUCCCCAAACUAAAAGUGAUAUUGAUUUUCGGGACAAUAAAGUUCCUCAUUUCAUAACAAGUUUUGCACAAUUCAUGGCUGUACAUGUAUACAACAUCUCCGCAAUGCUGUUGAGAUCUGAAACGCCCGGUUAUUUGAUACAUGCAACUGCAUCUGAAUUGCAUCUGGAUGGUAGCAUUUUGAAAAACGCUAAAUCCUUAUUGGCAACCAUCAAUCUUAUGGAUGCAGAAAUGAAGAUUUUGAGACACGCAGAACAGGAAGUAAAAGAAACGAAGCUGGCUGAAUUUAGUUUCGGCAUAUCCAUGGAAACCAUAUUGGUAGCGCAGGGACCCUUAUCUGUAGAGAAACUUGAUAUAAACAUGUCCCACAGUAGAGCAGUUAUAAAUGGCGGUUUUUAUAACUUGGCACAAAGUUCUAAAAGUGAAAAAAUACCAAAGAUGUCUAGAUAUAACUCGAGUAGCUGUGAAGAUGAUAUUUUUGAAAGACUGAAACCUAUUAUUCCAAAGAAAUGUUCACUGUAUAUAGACGAAACGUCUCUCACUGGAGUCAAAGACGACAGUCAAAUAGAGUACAGCUCUUCUUUGAAAUCAUUGGCUUUGAAUUGUAGAUCAGUACCUAUCGAUGAUAAGGUGGUAUCAGAUGAUUCAUCUGUUCUUUUCAAUUUCUAUAUGUCCGAUUUGUUUUUGCAAAAUAGUAAAGAAAAACUAUUGGAACUCAAACAUCUCAAUAUCGAUGCAAAGUUGAUACAGAACUCAUUGAACAUUUACCUCCAACAAAACUGUUUACUAGUGACCUACGAUCAUAAUUUGAUUUACAAGUGGGUCUCUACGAAUUUUCCUAGAAGCCAUCAAGAAAUAUCUCCUAUGAUAUUGGAAGAUACUGAGAAAAGAAGGGAUAGGUUGAGGAUAUAUCGAUCUUCGGCUUUCGAAAAAAUCAUAGAGAAACUGAACAUAAGUUUUUGUGCUGAACUAUUUCAGGUGCUGGCAGUCAUUAGAUUGAAAAAUCAAGACUCGUCAAUUGGUUUCAAUAGAGUAAGACUAAUGCUGGAUCAGUCUCCGGAAAAAAGAGGAUCUACAUUCAAGGCUUAUAUACCCAAUCUUUUUCUGAGAGAUCGUCAUUGGGCCAUGGAAUUUUCAGUUGAUUCUCUAUGGUGGUCUUUCAAAGAAUGGAACCAAGAUACUAACGUUUCCAAAGUGACGCACAUCUGGGGUACUCCUCUAUAUUUGGGAAUGGGAGUAAUCAAACUCAGUACUUCAGCAAACCAGGAAGUGAGGUUAGAAUCACUUCUUGAUACUAUUCAGUUGGAAUGGUCUUUGGAAUUCGCAGAUUACGUAUUACUAGCACUUAGAUGUUUUAAACAAUAUGGGAGUAUCAAACCAAAGCACUCCUCUCCAAAAAAAGAAAUAGGAGACCGAGAUCUCCAAAAUCUGUCUUGUCAUUUAGUAGUAACUCAUUUUAACUUGUUUAUGCAAGCACAAAACAUAGAAUAUUUUGUUUCCCGCAUAAACACAAUCAGCUUAGAUAAAACUAUCGAUGAAGUACGAAAAUCAGCAAACGCCGUAAAUGUGAAGUUUGAAGGCUUCAAAAUAUUUAGUUUGAACAGUAAUGGUGAUGGCUACACCUGUAUCCAAACUGAGGAUAUUUCUAAUUACAAAGUGUUUAUCAACACUGCUCUUUUGGAAGUAAGAAAUUUGGAAGAGAAACCCAAAGAAACAACUCUUACUUUGUUAGAAACAGUUGAAACUCAUUGGUCAACGAAUUUCCAUUUGAAGUCUCUGCUCUUGGUCAGAGAUGUGAUGGAGUUUCUGUCAGGUGUGAAAAAAGAGCUGGACAUUGUAGACGGUGGAGCAGUAAAACAAAAAUGUUUCAACACUUUGAACAUUUUUGGAAAAUUUGAAUUUCAUAUUGAGAUUAGUCCGAGCCACAAUGCAAAAAUAGCUUUAGUGUUUCUNAACACUUCUCUACUGAUAUCGAUAGACGAACAAAAAAUAUUUACUUUGAAGGGAAUUGAUGUCCACAGAAUCAAAUCACAUCCUGUCAUCGAAGCUGAACGAAACGAUGCCGGAAGCUUCAACUUGAAAUUCAAUAAAACAUACGGAAUUUUUAUCGAUCUAUUCACAGCAGUAUUUCCACAUGAACAUAACUUUGCAGAAGCCAUUCAAAAUCAGUUGGUGUCUGUAUUCAAAUGGCUGAAAAUCAUUCACAACAUCAAGAAAGAUAAAACCAUCCCACAGAGUUUACCCGGUGAUUUACUGAUCAAUGUUAAAGAAUUUUUGUUCGAAAUGAGCGAUGAUCCAUUCGAAGUAAAACUGAGGGACAAUUUCGAACUGCUGGAGGACGAAUAUAAUGAGAGUUUGAAAAGGCAGAAGAUGCUCAGAGACAAGAUUGGUGACCUCUUGAAAACCCAUCUUCACAUGCCCGCUGGAAAAGUUGAAGAGUUAUAUGCCACUCUCAAGAAAAAAAAUGCAGAAAUAUAUGUUCAGAGAUCAAAACUGAUGUAUAAGGCGUCUCCCCAAAGAACUCGUUUAUUUGCUUGGAGUAUGGCUAAUCUGGAAUUACUGAUUCUAGCUGAUCCUUCCAUACACGGGCCAGAAAGAGUUAUAAAUGUAAUGAGAGAAAUAGAUAGCGCCAGUCCUUGGCCCGAAGAACCGAUGGAGUUUUCUACUUUGUGGUGUCGUGUAAUUUCCUUCAGAUGUGCUGAAUGGAAAUUUCAACUUAGAGAUUUCCCGCAACCAUUGAUGCACAUCAAGAAAUGUUAUAUAUGCGGUCAGUUGGUUGGUGCUGAACAAGUUGCUCCGAAAAGAGCAAUUCGAACAGUCGAAGUCCAUCUUGGUGAACCAUUCGAACCAGUUGUUAUUGAGAGAGGAAUGCUGCCAUUGAAGUUUUACCACGAUUUCAAUUGCGAAGUUGAAUAUUUCAGUUACGCAUUUGGUCCGUGUUGGGAACCUGUGAUUGCGCAAUGCAAUUUGAGUUUUAACCAAAUUUCUGCACCAUCUCGCGAUCCAUCUCCGGUAUUGACAUUCUGGGAUAAAAUGAGACUUUUACUACAUGGUAGAUUAACCAUGGUCGUCGAACAACUCACAGUAUUGUUACAUGCUUCGUUGGAUCCUUAUAAUACCACAGAAGAAAUGGCUCUAACUUGGGAGAAGGUCAUAAUGGACUGGACUAAUGCUAAAUUUGUUUAUAAGGGAGAUUUGAACAUAUUUGUCCGAACUGCCUCAAAAUAUGACGAUGUUCAACUGUUGAAAAUGCCUAAUUUGAAACUAAUACUUGGAAUCAAUUGGGUUUGCCUGGGCCAUCCUAAUGACCACCACAGUGUCAUACAGUGUGCUCCGGAUAAGGUUCCAGAAUAUUCCAGUAAUCAGGUACAUGACUCUUUCAGAGCUUUCAGAUCGCAGAAUGUGAACCUUAGUAUAGUUCUGGAAACGAGACCUGUGCCCAACGAACCUAACAACUGUCCAAUUUUACUUCUCUAUGGCAGUACUUUGAGGUGGAUUGAAAGUCUCAAACUUAUUUUGUCCGGCGUGACUAGACCUACUAAACGUGGAAGAAUUUUUAAUAAUGUCAGACCCAGAAAGAUUCAACUCAGCAGGCAUUACAAAAAGGUUCAUUUGUUGAUUGGCCUACAUAAAUUUCAAGUGUGUUAUUGGAUGUCUUUUUCAAUGCAGAGAGGAUCCGAACUGUUUGGAGGAAGACUUUCGUCUAGUUCAGAACACACUUUGUCGUUGGUAAACAUCGACGAUGGUCUAAAGCACAGACCAAAAGCCGAAUGGUCGGUGGUCUACAUGAACUCCGAACUCAGCGACUUCGAAAUGUGGUUGAAAAGUGCUCUACACGAUGAACAAGACGUAGAAGUUCCGACGCCUCGUCAACCAGUAGAAAAAUGCUUUUGUCUUUCGGUCGCCAAAGUAUCUUACGGCCGUGAAACAGUCGUUCCCAGUCAAGAAAGAAAUAAGGAUAUACCGACACACAGAUUGGUUGUUCAUGACUUGAGAGGGGCUUGGACGAAGAGUAAUCGAAAUGUGGCGUUUGCUCUCUUUGAUACUUUUAUGAAAACCACAAGGCUGAAAAAAAAUCUGUCAACUGAGGCAUUAAAAGGAUUUCGUAAAGAGAAUACAACUACUCCAUUGAAGAGAAGAAAUACUGACCCUUCUUGUACCCCACCAAAUGCUUCAAUACAAGCCAUUCAGUCUUCCACAGCAGUACAAGACACUCCUUCGCCUAUGACUAAACUUCAGUCUGGGCAUGCUGCCAAUAUGCUUCAGCAGUUGAUAGCAGAGGCUGAUAACAAUGCUGUUGUUUAUAGUGACGAUCUGUCUGCUGUUUCGAAACAACACCUGCAGGGACUUCAAGCUUGUCAGCAGGACGAUGUCCAACAUAAAAAUUGGCAGAUUGCCCUCGUAAAUGCGCAAGUAUUACUGAAAGGCUGCGAAACAAAGGGUUAUGUAAUACUGAGUGCUGCAAAAGCAGAAAUCGUUCAGAGGAUCCAUAGACCCGCUUGGAAAGACAGGACGCUGGUUUCUAAAACAACUUGGUUGGGAACUUUAGAAUGUAUGCAGUACUACGCUACGGUUAAUGCUAGAGAAAAUGAUACGACCGAUGAUAAUAUAAUGUGGCUGACAGUUGACAAUAUUCAGGAAAAAGAAUCCACAGAAAUAUCCGAACCCUCAGAAGUACCAAACAUGGUGGGUAGUGGCGUUUCUGUAGGAGCUGUUGUCAGUGAUACCGUCGGACCUAGUUGUUCUAGGCAGCUACAACGUAUUGUAUCAAGAUGUAAAUGUGAAUUUUUUUAUGCCGAUUAUGGUGACAUCAGUGUUGAUCCUAAAGGUUUAGGGGAGAUUCCACCUCCACCGCAAGAAGAAGUGGGACCAUGGGAGAGUCGAGAGUCAGCUGUUGAUGCUUUCACUCUCAUGCAUUAUGACCUCGAAGUCUGUACAAAUUCUUUACAAUAUGCCAUGCUGUUGGAUAUAGUGAACAAUCUGUUAUUAUAUGUGGAGCCUCAUAGAAAAGAAGCACUAGAAAAGUUAGCUCGUAUGAGGUUCAAGUUACAACUGCAUAGCGUUGAAGACCAAAGAAAACCCAUACAAAACCAACAGACACUCGUUAGAUCCACCCAGAGUAAGCUGAAGAGACUUGAAAAGGAGACUUACUUGGUCAACAAAGCUUUGGAAGAGAGUCCCGACGACAUUGGGUUGAGGCAGGAUGCUGGUCGAUUAGAACGACUGAUGGAUGAAUGUAAGAAUCAAUUGAGCGCUCAAAGCGAGGAGUUGGACAUGAUGCUCUCAUGUUAUAAAGAGUCUCAACUUCUAGCAAACGCCCGCUUAGCUACGACUAGAAGUGAUAAACCACUUACCAUCGUGAGAGCUAAUGAAAUUUGUUUCAAACAUGCACAAUGGCGUUUGACCGAGGCAGACGGACAAAUUGGUAUUGCAGAUUUAGUAUUGAGUAACUUUUUAUACACUAAGAAUUCGAAGAGUGAUGAUUCUGUGGAACACUUGCUGGAACUUGGCUAUAUGAGGAUGACGAAUUUGUUGCCCAACGAAAUCUAUAAGGAAGUUCUUUGUCCCACAGAGAUACAAUUUGACAUGCCGAUAGAACAUAAAAAAGUUUUGAGGAUAUUUUGCAGAGAGAAACCUCCUGUGGGUGGUAUUUCAGUGAAGGAAAUAUUCGAAAUCAAUUUAGUGCCUUUAACUCUAGGGCACAGGAAAAAGUCGCAAGGGGCUAAGUCUGUGAAAUUUAAUUGUAUUGUAUUUAUAAUAAUUUUUCUCAAGGCCAUAAAGCAGAAACUCCAAAUAAAAAGGAAUACAGGAUCAUCAAACGAAAGUACAACACCUCAAGAAGAAGAUAAAGCUAGAAUGUUAUUUGGAGCAAGACAUGCACCAGAAAACAGAAGCAUUAGAAAAGGAGUAUCAGGAGUUUUUCGUUUUGGUAAAUAA